AUGGGCAAUCCCAUCCUCAAAGCAACGAAUGGUUCAGCCGCGCGUUCUACCAAACCAGAGUCAGAAGAUCGCAUAGACAGCCUCCCUACCAACACUUGGCGGCGACGUGAGGAACUUCUGAAUAUCCUCAGGAAGGUCUUAUUUCAAGCAAUUACGAGAAUCAGCGUUGAUUACAGCGACGUGAAUGACGAGGAAUGGCUCAUUGAAAGAGCGGGUCAUUUUCUCGAGAUGUACAAGAGAGAGAGCUUGUGCCCCAACUUGACCACGAUUAUCUGUCAAAUGCCGCGUCGCCAUCCUGCCAACAUGGGGCAAGAAGAAGAGCUGCAAUACGCCUCAAUUUCCGAUUCUGAACUGAACGCUGCUGCUGCAUAUAUUGAAACAAAUGUAGUUGGGCGAUUGGGUCUCAGCACCAACCCCGCUCCGGACUCAACGUACCAAAUCAAACUGCACGCUACGUAUCGAGACCUAUACGGUCUUGAUGAUAUGGGAGUUGCCUACCGGUGCUUAUACAAGCAACGCCGGAGGGAUGGAGGUUCUCUUACUUUUCGACGGGGUCACCAUAUGUCUUUCGAAGGUCCUGUUAUUGAUCACUGCGGAAUGCUAGAAGGCUUGCGAAACCUCUUGCAAUGCUACGACAUGGCACUUGUGCUGAGAGGGUCGCUCCCGGAUCUCGCAAUGCUAGAUUGUGAGCCUGAAUUACAACCAAGCGACCGGCACAUAACGAAGGCCGACCUAUUGAGCGACUUCAGGUCCAGUUUAAAAGAUUUUGCCAUCACCCUCAGCUCUAGAGGGAUUGUUACGCCCGAAGGUAUUGCCAAUGUGGAACUCUGGGAUGAGCUCAGGUGUCUUGAAACUGGUAGGAUUUCGCCACCUGUCAAUAAAGUCCUUGCCUAA
This is a messenger RNA of Marasmius oreades (fairy-ring Marasmius), 894 nucleotides long. RefSeq lists its product as uncharacterized. The transcript is spliced from 4 exons. Bases 1 to 894 code for a protein of 297 amino acids. The record is from RefSeq and is a predicted model, not a curated record. Lineage: Eukaryota; Fungi; Basidiomycota; Agaricomycetes; Agaricales; Marasmiaceae.